AUGUGUUUUCUUGAAAAGUCUCAAUCAGCUAAAAGACAUGAAGAGAAGAUUUAACAUCAAUCUUGACGACUCUGCUUUCACCAAAGAAAGAACACCGCCAAAGCCUCAGUUUCAGUCUUCAUCUAAAGGAGGACAAAGCACCUCAGCCUCAGACUCAUCUCCAGCAAAGCCUGUCCCCGUGGUCCAGCCCCUGUCCUAUGCAGAAUACAUCGUCCAGAGUAAAAGCAACGCUGCUCCUCCCCAGAGAGGAGGUCCCACCAAACCACCGAAGAUUGAAGGUGCUGGAGUUACCAAGUUGAAACAAACUGAGUCAGAUUCAGUGACAUCUGCCGCAGGAGCAUGCGAGACAGUUCAGGACUGUGCUAAAGAGACUGCAGGUGGAUCUGAAGGAAAGAGUUACGAGGAGACACAGGGGGCUGCUACAGACCAAAAGGAGGGGAACUGUCAAAGGUCAGAUCCAGGCUUGGGUCCAAAACCAGCAGGGUCUGGGAGCAGCAUCAUUGUCAGUCCUCGACAGCGGGGAAAUCCCAUCCUGAAGUUUGUGAGGAGUGUCCCGUGGGAGUUUGGCGAAGUGGUACCAGACUAUGUCUUGGGCCAAACAACUUGUGCGCUCUUCCUCAGUCUGAGGUAUCACAAUCUCAAUCCAAACUAUAUCCAUGAUCGUCUCAAGCAGCUUGGACAGACUUUCACCCUGCGGGUGUUACUGGUACAAGUAGAUGUGAAAGAUCCUCAUCAUGCAUUAAAGGAGCUGGCUCGCAUCUGCAUCAUGGCUGACUGCACUCUCAUUUUGGCUUGGAGUCCAGAGGAGGCUGGCCGUUACCUGGAAACAUACAAGUCAUAUGAAAAGAAACCAGCAGAUGCACUGAAGGAGCAAGUUGAAAAAAACUAUCUGUCAAAGGUUACUGAUUGCCUGACCACUGUAAAGUCCAUAAACAAGACCGAUGCCAUGACCUUGCUGUCCACUUUCCAGUCUGUUGAAGGAAUCAUCAGUGCCUCUAAGGAAGACUUGGUUCUCUGUCCAGGCCUCGGGCCACAAAAAGCUCGGCGACUCCACGAUGUGCUGCAUAAGCCCUUCCUCAAGUCGAAGACAAAAGACAGCUGAAACAACUUAUCAAGGAUGUGUGACGCAUUCCUUAAAGAAAUUUUUGAAGUUGGUUGUCAUGUUGAACAGCAUGCAAACACACACACACAGUCACACAAAUGAAUUAAAUACUACAAACACUUGAUUUGCUGGAGUGAAGAAAUGUUGACCACUCUGAGAAUCAGCUAGGAGCGAUGUCUAGAGACUUUCAGGUGUGAACUCUAGCAUCCAGAGCUGCACAUCAAGUCUCUGUUAUGGCUUGAUACAGUUUUUGCAUGUUGAAUUCAUUUUUAUGUAAAUAAAUAUUUUGUUAUUUGUGUAUACUGUAUAUUGCACCUUAAUUCUGUUUUAUAGUUUUCUCAAAACCAAAGGGAGGUCUUCGAUGUCUGCAAAUAUAUCUAUUUAAGGAGGUGGAACAUGGACAUUGAAACUGAGCUUUUUGAUAGGAGAAAGAGGGGGGAUGUUACCACAGCUUGAACCAACACUAAACUUCUGAAUGUGUUGCAGAUUUGGAUUUUCUCGUUAUAAUAACUACAGUAUACAUUUGUAUUUGAAUGAGUAAUUUGGUUCCACUUUGAAUAUGAAGAUGGGCAGUGAGGUUACUUUAAAAAAAAAAAAGGUAAACUAAAAGCAGUAAGUCUUUUUUGAGUAACACCGCUCUAAAAUGUGCAAAAAAUGAUUUAACUGGAGACUAACGUUAUCAGUGUUUUAAAUUGUAUCGUUUCCUAUCCAUUGUAGAGCCCCGUGCUGCCUUUAGGUGCUCCUCCGAUCCUUUGCCAUCUUUGGAAGUGUCCUGCUGUUACAUUACGUGCUGUGAAUUGUGAUCUACAUUAGGCUGUAGUAACAGUGAGAGCGCAGUGGAAAUUGGCUUUGGUGGUACAAUGAGAAACAAAAUGUGAUGUGCGCGAUUCCAAUAUAAUAAAUGUCAUACUUACAUUUAAACGACUAAAAUAAAUACAUUUUAC
Plectropomus leopardus (leopard coralgrouper) is the source of this 2046-nucleotide messenger RNA. It is a transcript of the gene ercc1, whose product is annotated as excision repair cross-complementation group 1. Gene Ontology annotation, molecular function: damaged DNA binding; single-stranded DNA binding. Gene Ontology annotation, cellular component: nucleus; ERCC4-ERCC1 complex; nucleotide-excision repair factor 1 complex. NCBI's taxonomy places the organism in Eukaryota, Metazoa, Chordata, Actinopteri, Perciformes, Serranidae. Gene Ontology annotation, biological process: UV-damage excision repair; mitotic recombination. The record is from RefSeq and is a predicted model, not a curated record.